Panthera uncia (snow leopard) is the source of this 9251-nucleotide messenger RNA. RefSeq names its product proteasome 20S subunit beta 9 (gene PSMB9). The transcript has 6 exons. The record is from RefSeq and is a predicted model, not a curated record. Gene Ontology annotation, cellular component: proteasome core complex. Gene Ontology annotation, molecular function: threonine-type endopeptidase activity. NCBI's taxonomy places the organism in Eukaryota, Metazoa, Chordata, Mammalia, Carnivora, Felidae. The coding region runs from base 503 to 1093 and encodes 196 amino acids.
UCGUCCUUCCUUUCACUGCUACCUCUUGCGGACCCCACUUGUCGGGACUUUCUUUACCCCAGCCUUGGGACUUGCUUAACCCCAGGCCUUUUCGUCACUUGUCUCUGGGCAGUUCUGUCCUAAGUAGGUUAGCGCCUGGUGCGAAGCCGCACCGAAAGGACCCCGGCGCCCCCUAGCGGUCUUGGUGAGGGCGCGGGGCUAUAUAGGCAGAGUGCUGCCCUCGGUCCCAGGAAGAAAACCAGUGCCCCUGGAGGCAAGGAGCGCGGCGCCUCGCGGAGAUGCUGCGGUCUGGCGAGGUCCACACUGGGCUAGGAGAGAAGAUAGAGAAAAUGGGAAGAUGGAAGGGAAAUCCCAUAUUGGGAGUCAUCUUGGCCUAAAUUACUGUAUGACCUUGAGCCAGUCACCUCCCCUCUCUGGGAAUGUUUCCUCAUCUGUAACAUGAGAGAAUCAAGACUCUUCUUGCUCUGACAUCCCAUCCUCCACAUCUCCGCAGACGACCAUCAUGGCAGUGGAGUUCGACGGAGGUGUUGUGGUGGGUUCUGACUCCCGGGUGUCUGUAGGAAAGGCAGUGGUAAACCGAGUGUUUAACAAGCUGUCUCCACUACAUCAACACAUCUAUUGUGCUCUCUCUGGUUCGGCUGCUGAUGCCCAAGCCAUGGUUGACAUGGCCGCCUACCAACUGGAGCUCCAUGGGUUGGAACUGGAAGAAUGUCCGCUUGUUCUAGCUGCUGCCAACGUGGUAAGGAAUAUCUCUUAUAAAUAUCGGGAGGACCUGUCUGCACAUCUCAUAGUAGCUGGCUGGGACCAACGUGACGGGGGCCAGGUGUAUGGAACCCUGGGAGGAAUGCUGACUCGGCAGCCCUUUGCCAUCGGUGGCUCUGGCAGCACCUAUAUCUACGGUUAUGUGGAUGCGGCAUAUAAACCAGGCAUGUCCCCUGAGGAGUGCAGGUGUUUCACCACCAAAGCUAUCGCUCUGGCCAUGAACCGGGAUGGCUCUAGUGGGGGUGUCAUCUACCUGGCCACUAUUACAGCUGCUGGUGUGGACCAUCAAGUAAUUUUGGGUAAUGAGCUGCCGAAAUUCUAUGACAAGUGAAUCUUCCUCAGACCUCCUUUCCUUAUUUUGUAAUAAACUGUCUGGGACCAGAACCUGGUAUGGUCAAUGGAAAAUGGGUGCUCAAGGAGAUGAAGGUUAGGGGAGGGGGCUUCUUCCCUCCCAGAAGUUAGAUACCCUUUCUUAAUGUGUUCAUUCACAUUAAAGAUCAAUACAUGACAAUUGCUUAAAAUUGAAUGAUUUGUGAGUCUCAAAGAACAAUAACAGCCAUCAAAACACUGAGCAAGGUAUUCGCUAAAUGCUUAUAAACUUUAUCUCUUAUAACCCAAACAAAAGAACGUACAUGGAUUAGACUACUACUUCCAUUUACAGACAGAUGAAGGCUUAGAAAAGGUUAGUCCCUUAACCAAAGUCAAAGCAAAUUCAAAAGCAGAAAUCUGGAAUUUAGUUCUUUUUUUUUACCGUAUGCCCUUCCUCUCCCACUAUAUGAAACUUUCCAUUCCCUCAAGCAUCGUAUAUCAUGUCUUCCUUGAAAUCUGCAACAGUUACCAGCACAGUAGUUGACACUUAAGAAGUUAUUACCAGAUGCCUGAGUAACUGUUGUUAAACAGGCCGACUUACAGCCCUAUCUUUGCCAUGCACUUACCAAGUGACAGGACAAGUUAUUCCCCUUCUGUGAGCCCUCACUUCCUCUUCUGUCAGGUAAAGAUGUUGAGCUACUUCUAAGGUGGGAUAUGGCUUGGAUAUCCAAUGUCAUUUUGCUAAUAAGUGAGCAGUUAAGAGAUAUAUUUAACAGAAAUCAUAGUAGGCUACCCAGGAAGCUGCUGUCUGCUUUUCUUUCUGGAUCUCGGGCUUAACAUAUAAAUUCAAAGUACCCUAAAACAAGCCUAUGCCCUCGGGAGUAUGUGUUUCAUUUGGAGGAGAAAAAAAAAUCUAAAAUUGUAGAGACUUGAGUUCUUUCUAGCCAUGAUAUUUAAUUUAUUCUGAAGUUUAAAGUAAUAGCUUAAGAACCUAUCUCUCCCACUAAUCAUAACUAGAAACUCUGGAAAGCAGACAAAAAGCAAGUGCGGAAGGACUCUGAACAGUAGACAAAAGCAGGUGGGCUAUGAGGAGAGCCCAAACUUGGAGAGGAACGCUCCCCAUGGGUAGUUUUGGAUUUGUCUCCCUCUUUCAUCUCCCAGCUUUGUCCUGAAGUCAGGCCUCGGGUGCAAAGCCGCAGUGCCCUAAAUUGCCUAGAGAAACCAUUGUUCUGGCUGGAGGAAUGGAGGAACCGGGGAAAAAGGAACCCUGUGUAGGGGGGAGAGUGCAGGGAGGUUCCCACAUGAGGGAGCUGGCUGGAGAAGGGGAUUCCUUGAGUCUAGGUUGGAACUCUCACGAGUACCGAGUGACCCUGAGAUACACAAACGUGAGGCACAGCACGGACUUUUUGAGAGCUGAACUAAGAUUUAAGCCUUUUAAAAUUAGAAAGCUGUCUUUUUCUUUAUUGGCCAAUGAAUUGUGUCUUGUGUCCCUCAUUCCAAAAAGGACUUGUAGCAGUUCACAGAGACAAACACAACUGAAAAAGGGGAAGGAAGAGAAGAAACUGGGGCAGAGAGAAAAUAAAGCUAGGAAAUAAGUAAAGCCAGGGGAUCAAACUAAAAUACAAAAUGAACAUCUUCUGUUAAGAUUCUCAGGAUCCACAUAACAGUAAAAACAUAUGGUAUUUGUCUUUCUCUGUAUGACUUAUUUCACUUAGCAUAACACUCUCCAGUUCCAUGGGGGAGGGGAAGAGAAAAAAAAAGAGGUUAGACUCUGAGGGAGAGAGCCAAAGCAUAAGAGACUCUUAAAAACUGAGAACAGGGGCGCCUGGGUGGCGCAGUCGGUUGAGCGUCCGACUUCAGCCAGGUCACGAUCUCGCGGUCCGUGAGUUCGAGCCCCGCGUCAGGCUCUGGGCUGAUGGCUCAGAGCCUGGAGCCUGUUUCCGAUUCUGUGUCUCCCUCUCUCUCUGCCCCUCCCCCGUUCAUGCUCUGUCUCUCUCUGUCCCAAAAAUAAAAAUAAAAAAAAAAAACGUUGAAAAAAAAAAAAACUGAGAACAAACUGAGGGUUGAUGGGGGGUGGGAGGGAGGGGAGAGUGGGUGAUGGGUAGUGAGGAGGGCACCUUUUGGGAUGAGCACUGGGUGUUGUAUGGAAACCAAUUUGACAAUAAAUUUCAUAUUAAAAAAAUGAACAUCAAAAAGAAAAGAAAAGAAAUGGAGUACUGGAUUUGUCUUAUACUGGCAAACAAGAGCAAAUUGUAAAAUAUUCAGAAAUUGUGAAAGACAAUUGCUAACCAUGGGUAUCUUAACAUUGGCCAUGAUUGGAAGUAUUUAUUCUACAGAAACCAGGAAUGUUACACGUCAGAAUUUUUUUCCCCAGAGAGCCAGUUUAACAGGGCAUAUAUUUAUCAACCAGCUACAGAUGGGUAAAAAACAAUUGGCUCUGAGCUACAAGGUAGUGAAAACAAAGAAGGAAAGGAAAUCAGGUAUGAGGUUCAAAAGAUUCAUAUAAAAGGUACAGCACUUGGGGCACCUGGGUGGCUCAGUCGGUUGAGUGUCCAACUUCGGCUCAGGUCAUGAUCUCGCAGUCUGUGAGUUUGAGCCCCGCAUCGGACUCUGUGCUGACAGCCUGGAGCCUGUUUCUGAUUCUGUGUCUCCCUCUAUCUCUGCCCCUCCCCUGCUCAUGCUCUGUCUCUCUGUCUCUCUGUCUCUCUCUCUUGUCAAAAAUAAAUAAACCUUUUUUUAAUGUAAAAAAAUAAUAAAAGGUACAGCGCAGGGAAUAUAAUUAAUGAUAUUGUAAUAGUGUUGUGUGGUGACAGAUGGCAGCUACAACCUGUGUUGGACAUAGCAUAACAUAAACUUGUGGGAUCACUAUGUUAUACACCUGAAACUAAUAUAACAUUAUGUGUCAACCAUACUUCAAUUUUUAAAAAUUAACUAAAAAGAAACCAUCCAACAAAAACAACUCUAUAUGCAUGAAUAAAUUUUCAAGUCACAUAGAGGAUUUGCAAAAACAGGAUAUGCAUGAUACCCUAAAGGAAACUACAGUAGAUUCCAAAGUAUCAGUAUCUUUGAAAAAAGCUACAUUUUAUAGCCAUAUUAUACUAAAAGUAGAACUUGAUAACAAAAGGAUACCUAAAAUUCUCACAGUUUGCAAACUAAGAAAGUAUUCAUGAAUAACGUGGAUUUAAAAGGCAGUCAUGGGGUGCCUGGGUGGCUCAGCCAGUUAAGUGUCUGACUUUGGCUCGGGUCAUGAUCUCACAGCCCAUGAGUUCAAGCCCCACUUCGGGCUCUGUGCUGACCAUGCAGAGCCUAGAGCCUGCUUCACAUUCUGUGUCUGCCCGUCCUCCACUCACACUCUGUCUCUCAAAAAUAAAUAAGUGUUAAAAAAUAACAAUAAUAGUAAAUGAUAAAUGGCAACGACAUUUUAAAAAAUAAAAGGCAGUCAUGAGAGAAAAUAACACGUUUAGAACUAGGUGGUAAAAAUGUUGCAUAUCAAAUUUUAUGAGAUGCAGUUAAAGCAGUACUCAGAAUUUUACAGCUUCAAAUACAUUUAUUACAACAAGAAAAGUUAAAUAUAAAUGGCCUAAAAUUUCUCCAAAAUUUUGAAAAAGAGUGAUUGAAUAAACUUAAAGCAAUAAGAAGGAAGGAAAUUAUAAAGAUAAGAAUAGAAAGCAAUUUAAUAGAGAACAAAAACUAUGUAGUAAAAAUUCACAAAACCGAAAGCUCCUUCUUAAAAAAAUAUUUGUAAGAUACUCAAAUUUAGAACAAGACUGAUGAUGAAUAAAGGGGAGAGAAAAUGAAGAAACAAAAUACGGAAUGAAAAGGGGAGAAUAGCCUACAAAUAUUACAGAUAUGAAACUUAAAGGGUAAAAUUAUCAAAUCGAAAAUUGAAAAAUUUCGAUGAGACAGAUAGCUUCUAGAAAAAUUUAAACUAAUGCAAUUUGUACAAGAAAUAAAAAUUUGAGAAUACCAAUAAAUAUUGAAGAAAUGAAAAAAGUUGCUAAUAGCAUCUGAUAAAAAUAAUUUUUUUAAAUGCCCACAUGGUUUCACAGGUGAGUUCCAUCAAACAUUCAAAGAGUAUACAACUCCUAUCAUAUGUGCUUUUUUCCAGAAAAUAGAAAAAAGAUUAAAGCUGUUCAGCUAAUUUUAUUAGGCUAGCAUAAUCUUGAUUUCAAAAUGAGGUAUGGGGAGGGCCCCUGGGUGGCUGAGUUGGUUAAGUGUCCUACUCUUGAUUUCUGCUUGGGUCAUGAUCUCACUUGAUUUCAGCUCAGGUCAUAAUCUCAUGGUUAGUGGGUUUGAGCCCCACGUCAGGUUCUGCACUGACAGCACAGAGCCUGCUUGGGAUUCUCUCUCCCUCUCUCUCUGCCUCUCUCUCUCUCAAAAUAAAUAAAUAAACAUUUUUAAAAGAGGCGGGGGAACAAAAAAGGUAAUAGAAUGAACUGUUAAGCACAAAGCAACUCACUUUGAAUAAAGAAUAUAUACACACAAAACAAUACACAUUUUUCAAGAAUACAUAUAACCAAAAGAUAUAUACAAAACACAGGAGAAGGGUUGCCUUUGGUGAAGGGAAAGAAACUGGAAUUUGGGAAACGUGCAUCAAGAGAAAUAAAUAGUAACAAACAUAGAGAAGAUUUUGUAUGGACCAGUGAUGACCAUGUGCCACGAACUGAGGAAUAUAAUUCUAAUAUUUGUGUGUAAGAUUUUUUUAAAAUUAAUGACUCAAAGAAAAUCAUAGCUCUGAGAGCAAUUUAUUCUAUAUUUCCAUGACAAAUAUUCGAUAAUUCCCUAUUUUUUCCAUCUAAUUAAAUACAGGGAAUAUAGUUAAAGUGUUCAGUUGAGGAUCAGGAUUUAGACAGGGGAGAUAGAAAUUAAAAAAGCUUAGAUUCCUCCCUACAUUUACAGCAUCUCUUUCCAAUUAAUUAUCUCCAGUAAUAUGUAUUUUUUAUUCUAAGUAUUUUAGAAUCUAAUAAACAUCCUCUUUUUUAUAUAAUGAGCCAGAAUAUAUGGAUUAUCUUUGGUCCUCUUUACCAAAUUCUUAACUCUGCUGGUUAUGGGCAUACAUUGUAAGAAGAAAACUGUCUUAAUUCCAUUGACCUUAUUCAGAAGCAUUGGAAAUUGGUUCAACAAUAUUCAACUUUACCCAACAAUGUUUAUGACAGAGUUGUAUGUGGAGUAUAGGUAUGUGUAAUACAGACUAUAUGCUCUCAAAAACUCAGAGAUGAAGUACAGAUAUUCAAUGUUUAUCUAAACUGUGUUGGCAGGGAAGAGAGUGGAUUUCUCUGGGAAGUGCUUUCUCUAGGAAAUGUAAUAGUCAGAGUCCUCUGGGUACCAUAGCAUAACCCAAUUGACACAAAAUCAGCCAUCACAUGGCUCAAGGUGCAACUUUGAGAUAAAUGUGGUGGGAAUGUUGAGGAAGGAAAUGGACUAGGUGCUAACCCAUUAGGACAGAUGAAAGAUCACUGAAGUGUCAGACUGACCUCACAUCCCAGGUAACAUGCAAACAGGUUUUAGAUUAAGUUAGGUAUCAAACAAAUACUGAGUGAUUUCAUUGAGGAUUUUUUGUCCCUACCUUUAUGGGCUAGCUGCCUUAGACUGCCUUAGAGAGCAUACAUAGAAAAAAGAACAAAUUAAAAGCUUUUCAUCCAAACUCAAGACAUGAAUGAGAAAUUCUAAAAACCGCUGUAGCAGUUUUAAAGGAUACCUUUUCUUCUGUACCCUAGCACAGAUGUAGAUGAGGGUCAUAGAGCCAUUAAUUGUAUAACCCCACAGUGUCUCUUAUGCUAAGGUAAGGCCACUGGUUGGGAAGAUUCGGGCCCUGAGAUAUGACAUGGUGAUAUAUGAACAGACACAGGGAAGUCAGACAACUGUGAAUCCUCAAUCUCCCAAACAUCUUUGCUGGAAGAAGCAGACCCAUUGCAUUAGUUAUUUAUUACCCUGUCAUACCCACUCUAUUGGUUAUCUAUUGCUGUGUAACAAAUGGCACCAAAAUUUAGCAGCUUAAAAUAAUAAACAUUUACUUUGGGGCAUUAUUGGGACAAUAGGAGACAUUUGAAUAUGGACUGUGUAUUUGAUAAUAUUGUAUCAAUUUUAAGUGUCUUGGGGGUGAUGCUGGUGGUAUUGUGGUUAUGUAGGAGAAAUAUCCUUGUUCUUGAAACACACAUGCCAAACUAUUGAUGGAUGCAUUGUCAUAACGUCCACAGAUUAUUCUCAAAUGGUUUAACAAAAUAGUUCCUCAAUGGUAAAUAGAUAAAUAAAAUGUACUAUAUUCACACAAUGGAAUCCUAUAUAAGAAAUCCAUAUGAAUAAACUAAUAAUUCAAUAGCAUGGAUAAAUCUGAUAGAAACAAUAUUGAGUGAAGAAGGCAGACACACAAAAAAUAUAUACAAGUAUCUUUCAGUUAUAUAUUGCUGUGUAGCAAACCACCCCUAAAUUUCAUGACUUAAAACAAAACCAAUCAUUUUAUUAUCUCCUGAGAGUCUGUAGGUUAACUGGGCUUUAAGAAGUACUGAUGUAGCCCAUGAACCAAAGCAUUUAUUCAUGGCAGAUCCUCCACACAGCAUCUCACAUUCCAUAUAUGGACAACAGUUAUGUUUUCUGGCUGACUAUGGGGUUCCACAAUCCUUAGAAUACUCUAAAACUUGCCCUGCAUUAUGAGUCCUGCCUCCCCAGAGUAGAAAUCAGAAAACUCAAUUCCCUAGGCCAUCUUUAAAGCUAGGGCACCAAUCAAAUUCAUCCACCUGUGACUUCAGUUCAACACCGAGCAACAGAAGAAAAUGGAGGUCCACUCUGCACUUAUUUCACUAACAAAGGUGACAGAAGAAGUAACUGGCUUUUGGGGAAGCAGUGGUUAAAAAAAAAGAAGUUCCUGGAACAGAAGUGGUUGAGGAGGUGUCUUCAAUACCAAUUGUGGUAAAGUCCCGUUCCUAACAACAGAGGAAAAAGCAAGCUUUAGAAGAAGUGGGACAGCAGCAGUGAUGCAGUUUAUCAGACAUAUUCUGUGUCUGGGUGGGGGAAGGGGUGCGGGGGUGUGUGUGUCUUGUCCUGUUUAUAAUGAGCCUUCCAUCUGUUGUCUCCACAUUUCUACUCUAAAACCCUAAGUCUGAGAGAAAUGUAUUUUUUGGACUUUUUGAAGUCUUAUCAAACUCAUUAAUGAAGGACCCAGGAAGAAUAAAAGAGACUUGAUUCAAAGACAAAAAAAAGGGGGUGGGGGUGAGAGAGAGAUUUGCAAAACCAAGAUGAAUGUAGUCAGGAAAAAUUGCUGUUAGAGAUUCAAAAUGAUUAAUGUACAACAGAGCAAUAAAAUCACAACCUUGACAUAUCUUCUUUACCAGAGAAAAAGCAAAGCCAUCAUACCUUAUCAGCUUUCUACAGAUUAAUCUCUAAUAGUACAAGGCUGGCUGGGUUCUUUUUAGUCAAGUUACAAUCCCUAACACACCCAGAUUGUGAUCAGGCAGAAUUAUGAGAAAGUAUUCAAGUAUGAGAGUGAAUAAUCAAGCAAGCAAAAUUUUUGCCUUAUUUCUAAUUUUUAGAGCAGUUUUUCCUGUAUAAAUAAGAUUUUUCAGAACAUUUUCAGUAAUGUUCUAAUUCAGUAUCAUUAGAUGGACAGUCUCUUUUAUUCAGCCAGUUUAGAUUUCAGACAUAAAGACUUCCUCAUUGCGUGUUUGACAAAGGCAAGGUCUUAUUAUUUAUUUUUACUGAAGUAUAGUUGACACACAAUAUUAUAUUAGUUUCAGAUGUACAACAUAGUAGUUUGACAUUUAUAUACAUUAAAAAAUGGCUAUCACAAUAAGUCCUAUUAUCAUAUGUCACCAUGUGUAGUUAUUACAAUAUUAUUGACUAUAUUCCCUAUGUUGUGCUUUACUUCCCUGUGAUUUAUUAUAACUGGAAUUUGUACUGUUUAAUCUCCUUCACCUAUUUAACUCAUCCUCCCACUCUUCUCCUCUCUGGCAACCACCAGUUUGUUCUCUGUGUUUAUAAAUCUAUUUCUGUUUUGUUUUGUUUUGUUUGUUUUGUUUGUUCAUUUUGUUUUGUUUUUUAGAUUCUACAUAUAAGUGAGAUCAUACAGUAUUUGUAUUUCUGAUUUAUUUCACUUAUUUUACCCUGUAGGUUUAUCCAUGUUGUCUCAAAUGGCAAGAUUUCUUUCUUUUUAUGAUUGACUAAUAUUCCUCUGUGUGUGUGCGCGU